UCAGAGUCGAUGCGACUACGACAUCAUCAAGUCGCAGCCGUUUCUACAGCCCAGUUUUCAAUUUUUGUGACACAUUUACGUUUGUGUGUAGUGCAGUGUAAGGAUGCAUUUCUAACAAAAAAUAACGUGUCUUACCCUGCUCUACCCAAACGUGUGACGUCGACAUUUUGAUUAUCGACGAGAAAGAAAAAAGCGGACCCUACCCCCAAUCGGAUUUUGUUCGCCAUUUUCCCCCUUUUCUUUUUAAGUCUUUGGUUGUGUGUGUCUGGAUUUUGUACGUUGGCCGAUCUCCUCCUCCUCGCCACACAAAAGGAGAAAUAACAUUUUCGUGAGCUGCAGCCGACUUGAUAAUCACACCAUCACGCCGUCCGUGAUGGACUUGCCUUGUCGGUCUCGGUCGAUCAAUCGAAGUGGAACCUAGAGCCGACGCUACCUACCCCCCACUCUCCCGUUCGUUCGUACCAUUUCACCUACAUUUUCUCGGACUUGGGAGAACAACAGACUUCCCUUCCUUAUUAUUAUUCUACAUAUAGAGCACAACCCAUCUUCUGGCGAUUUUUUCAACUUGAUUGAACUCGUUUUGUUUGUGUUCCAAGAGAAGGAAUCAUUUUCUUUUUGUUUCUCUUUUUUGAGUGUCUUUUCAUUGCUUUCAAAGCCAAGAAGAGAUUUUGUUGCUAUUAAAACUGGUCUAGGGGAGUGUUCUUGGAACGGCUCACAGUGUGUGGAAUAGUGUGGAACACGGAGACAAUGGAGACGGCCAACCGACGGCGUCCGUCGUCGUUGCAAUGGUGGCCCGUGUUGAUCGCUUCGUUGGCGCUGUUCGGUUGGCCGAUCAGCAGUAGUCGGUGGCAAGUGGCCGCAUCGUCGCCAUUCACGCUGGAAGGAUCGCUAAAUUCUUACGCCCAACUACGCAAAUGGAACGCCGCAUUGAACGGCACUCUGCAACUGGAGUUCCGCUCGACGCAGCCUAGCGGCCUGCUCAUCUACACAGACGAUGGCGGCAAAUUCGAUUUCUUCGAAUUGAAGUUAGUCGAAGGCGCUCUGAGACUGCGCUACAAUUUAGGCGCCGGUGCUCAGAUUUUGACGGUUGGUCGCAACCUGAGCGACGGACAUUGGCAUAAUGUCACCAUUAAACGCAACGGCGAGCAAACGGCGCUCACCGUCGACCACGUGACGGUGACCCGAGCGUCGCGCGGCAAAGAGUUCACCUUCGGCAACCUGGCCACCAAUUCGGCCGUCUAUUUUGGCGGCUUGCCCGCUUGGUACAGCGCCGAACUGACCCGUCUCGCCCUACCGAGCGUCCUCUUCGAGCCGCGCUACAGAGGCGACCUGCGCAACGUCAUCUACUCGGACGCCGUCGGCCAACAUCCACGCCAACAGGAAAUCCUCGAGUCUCAAGGAGUACGAGUCAGCCAGUUCGACAUGUGCGUUCAACACGAUCCUUGCCAGCACGGAGGUAUUUGCAUCAACACGGACACGGGCCCCGUUUGCGAAUGCAGGAAUCUCGAUUAUGACGGACCGUUUUGUGAGAAAGCCAAACAGCCACCGGAAGCGACGCUAAGGGGACACGAAUACUUCUUUUACGACAUGGCGCAGAGCGGAGGCGAACCGAUCGUCAGUAGCAGCGACGAGGUCUCUCUCUACUUCAAAACACGCCAGGCCACCGGCAUGCUCUUCUACACGGGUGACGGCGAGGAUUACCUCGCUUUGACUCUGCGUGACGGCGCCGUGACUCUCAACAUCAACCUGGGUAGCGGCAAACUAGACGUGCAGAUUCGUCCGCCCAGGGUCCGCUUCGACGACAACCAAUGGCACCGAGUCAACAUCCACCGCAAAGCGCAGGAGAUCUCGGGACCGGAAAGCCUGUGUCACUUGGUUAUGACGGUUGAUGGUAUCCAUUCCGAGCGCUGGACAACGGCUGGCACAUUUUCGAUGCUAUCUUCUAGUCGCCUGUUUGUAGGCGGUGCCGAUCCGGCCAGUUCUUUGCCCGGUCUGCGAACGCGAAACGACUUUAUCGGAUGUCUGCGGAAGGUUGAAUUCACUGCUGAUUCUUUGCGGUUGGACAUUUUGGAACUUGCGCGUACAGGCAACAAGUUGUUGUCCGUGGCCGGCAGACCAGAUUGGAUGUGCCAAGCUGUCGAAGUUGCAGACCCCAUUACUUUCACGACGCCUGACACGGUCCUGAUGCUACCCUCCUGGGAAGCCUUGAACACGGGAUCCAUGUCAUUCAAGAUCAGGACCAAUGAACCCAAUGGGCUAUUGCUGUACAACAACGGAGCUCCGCACGCACAGGGCGAUUACUUUGCUGUCGAGCUGGUCAACGGUCACGUCUACCUCCACCUCGACUUGGGAUCGGGUAGCGUCAAGGUGAAAGCCACAUCGAGGCGCAUCGACGACGGCACUUGGCACGAGAUCACCAUCUCACGGAACGGCAAAAGCGGACGAGCGACGGUCGACGGGGCCAGCACCGAUUUCGUCACGCCAGGCGAUUCGUAUCAACUCGAAUUGGAGGGUUCGCUGAUGGUAGGUGGUAUCGGCAUGGUGGUUGACAAUGCAGCAAUACCAUCGGCAUUGUGGUCGGCUACCCUUCGUCACGGCUACGUUGGCUGCAUGCGGGAUCUCGUCAUUAACGGCAACGCUGUCGAUUUAGCCGCGUUCGCCCGACAACAAGAUUCCGGAGCCAUCCGGCCGGCUUGCCACGUCCUGCCGCCGCAGUGCGAAUCGCAACCUUGCAUGAACGGCGGAACAUGCACCGAAGGCUGGAAUCGAUUCCUGUGCGACUGUUCGUCGACGAGCUUCAACGGGCCGACCUGCGGCAAAGACGCGGCCACUUUGAGCUUCGACGGCAACCAGCACUUCCGCGUCGCUUUCGACUCUCCGUCGCGGACCGAGGCGGAAGAUUGGAGGCUGCGAUUCCGCACACCCAGACCUUCCGGCCUCCUCUUGACCACCAUCGGCGAUAGCCAAUCACACGGUCGGGUGGAACUCGAUCUAGAAGGUGGCCGACUCCGAUUCACUCAGUUCGCCAUCGAUCGACCCAAGACCUGGUUCAUUGGGCAAGGACUUAACGAUAAUCAAUGGCAUCAAGUGAGUAUUUCACGACGUGGAGGAUCCAUUCGAUUGACCAUCGACGAUGAACCUCCUGUCCAAGGUGAAUUAACUGGAAGACAAGCUACGCUGGAAACUCGGGCUUUAUUGGUUGGUAGCAAUCUGAAACGCGAAGACGUUGGCAGUGCAUCCACGACGUCUCUGAUAGCAUCGAGCGGUCAACCGAAUUUCGUUGGACAAAUUCAGCAAUUGUAUUUCAACGGUGUUUAUCUGAUCGAUAUGGCCCGCUCGGGUCAGUUGACGUCGGCCAACGUCACGGCCAAGUUCGGGACUCGCGAACAGAGCAUCCACCAUCCUGUCAACUUCAAAUCGAAGCACACUUAUGUCGGACUGCCGCAGUUGAAAGCCUACUCGUCGACCAACAUCUACUUCCAGUUCAAGACGCUCGAGCCCAAAGGGGUCAUCUUGUACAACGCCGGAAAGGGCCAGGACUUUAUUGGCAUCGAAUUGGUUAACGGCCAUAUUCACUACGCCGUUAACCUCGGCGAUGGUCCCAUCCGAAUCCGGGACAAUUUGCGCAACAGCCUGAAUGAUAAUCGUUGGCAUUCGGUGACUAUCGGAAGACCAGGCCCUCGUCAACAUACUCUCAUGGUCGAUGACUCUAUUUCUACGGUUAUUAGUCAGGGACAUAAUGAGAAUUUGGAUCUCAAUGGCAUUCUUUACCUUGGUGGCGUACGUAAAGAUAUGUACAACUUCUUGCCGCGGCAGAUGCAAUCCCGUCAUGGAUUCGAAGGUUGUUUGGCUAGUUUGGAUCUCAAUGGCGAAUCACCCGACACUACGUUGGACGCUCUCGUACCCAGUCCGUUGGUUGUGCCCGGCUGCGAAGGUCGUGAAGAACAGCGAUGCAGUCCAAAUAGCUGUGCCAACCGGGGCGUUUGUGUCCAGCAGUGGAACACUUUCGUGUGUUACUGCCAAUUAACUUCGUACAGCGGUCCGACCUGCUCCGACGACUCUGUGGCAUUUGAAUUCGGGCCUAAACAUGGCGUACUAAUCUACAACUUCCCGGAAGAUCGUCGGCCGGAUUCCAAGAGCGACAUUUUGGCGUUUGGCUUCAUUACCGUCCAGGAAAAUGCCCAGCUGAUUCGUAUCACUAGUGCCUCAUCGAACGAUUUCUUGGAACUUACACUGGUUGAUGGACAUUUGUAUUCAUCGUACAAUGUCGGCACAGAUGAUCACAGUUUAGGCGAGGUGGCUGUUAAAGUGAACGAUGGAGAACAUCACGUUGUACGGCUGACACGUUCCAGCGCCAAUGCAACUCUUCAGGUCGACGAUUACAACGUCCAGACUAAAAACCCUGGAGGUCGACAACGAUUCAUCUUUAAUAGCCAAUCCCAGAUACACGUCGGCGGAAGCUGGAACGAAGUUAAGUCGAAAGUGGAUCGUCCGUUUGUGGGCAUUAUUGCCGGACUUGUUUUCAACGGCAUCCGUGUUCUGGAUUUAGCGGCUGAACGUGAUCCCAGGAUACAAAUCCGAGGCGACAUUGAAUUACUCACAUCAAUUCCAGCCGACUAUCGCCAACGUUUCAAAGACAACAACCAAUCGAUGCAAAGGGCACCCGAAUCCGCUUAUCCAAACGUCGUGGAUGACUUGGUAUUUUCCGGUGCUGGGUCCGGUUGUAUAUCCAGCACUGUUGAUGAUGAAUGCAUCCCAUCUUACAACACAGGCAGGGGAGAUGAUUUGAUUACGCCAGUCUUCAGCCGACCUACACGCCCCCCCAAGCCAAAGCCAACGAUCGUUGUGGCAGUUGAUCGACCCUGUGAUGACGAAGACAAUUGUUACGAAGGCUCCGGUUCCGAUCCUUUGGUAACAGACGAACCCGUUCAUCAAUUGGAAAAUGAAAUUUCGACUGAAUCGACGUCAACGACGACGUUAUCGACGAUCGUCUGGCAGACAGACAGACCGAGCUCGUCGACGACUGUAAUGAGUUCGAACCCUGCGACAACAAUAACAGUCAAUACGACUCCGUCUUGGGUGGUAACUACAAGACCGACGAUGAGGACAACAUCGACGACAACGACGAGUCGCUAUCCAGCAAAGAUGUAUCCAACUCCAGCGUAUCCUGCGUUUCCUUCGCCGGCGACUCCUCGCAACCGAGUGCGCACGACGAUCGACAACUUCGAUCUCAUUUGGCAGAAAGCCAACAGAGAAGAAAUGGAGAAGAAACGCGAUCUCGACGAAAAAAGCAAGCGGAUACGAGAUCGGAUCAGUUCGGAAACGGCCGAGAACACGGCGCUGAUUAUCGGCAUCGUAGCCGGCGCUUUGAUUGCCGUCAUCCUCGUCGUUUUGCUCGUCUUGAAAUUAAAGAACCGCGGCAACACCGCAUACAAGAUCGAUGAGCGCAAAAACUUUAGCAAAACGCCGAGUCACAGCAAUUCAAAUGCCGCUCUACUUAACACGGGCGCCGCAGGAGCUGGAGGUGUUCACGGUGGUGGGCUAGCCACCGGUACUGGCAUGGCUGGAGGACAGAUGAAGGUCGGUUCUUUAAAUCUUAAUCCGGCCCUGGUGAACUUGGAGAAGAAAUCACCACCAUCCAAAAAAUGUGGCAAAGAUAUCAAAGAGUGGUACGUCUAGGAAGAUGAAUCAUUUUUCUAAUCGAUCAACUACUUUUUUGAUACUUAAUGAAAGGGAAGGGUUUUAAGAGUCGAGACAAGAGUCGUGUAAAGGCCUGUAUAAACGGAUGAGCGUGUGUGACGUGUUUUGAUUUGGAUAUCAUUUGACAUGUCCCGCUGUGCGCGGACGUGAGUCAUGGUCGUCGGCCGUUGACGUGAAUUUUUCCGCGCGAUCGUUUAUCAUAAGAAAUUGAAAAACUAUUUUCUUUUUUUUAUGCUGAUAAACUCGUGUGCUUCAGUUUGAAUUCCAAUCCUCUGGCCACCGAACUGUUUCAUGUCUGCGCUGUUUUGCCCUCUCCUAAUCCAUCCUUAAUUGAUCAGUUUGAUAGGAUUUUACCUUCCCUUUUCUUUUAUUCCGGGACUGAAUAUUCCCCCGAUCGGUUGGUAGGACGCGUGAAAACUACGAACAUCCCUUAAUUGGUUAAACAAAAAAUAGCGUUGGUGCGAAAGUGUAUGUAUGGCUAUAUUUAAGAAAAAUUAUGUUUCUAUUUGUAUAAUAGGCAAAACAGAAAAACAAAAACAGAUGCAUUGCGUGCAAUAAUGUGCGGUAGCCCAGUAACAGUUUGGGCUAAAAAGAAAUGCUUUUAACCAAAUGAUGAAGUGCAUUCGUAAUACUGUUAAAUUCUAUUUGGAUCCUUGCGCGUUUCAUUAUUUUUUCGUUUUUGUCAAAGACGCUGCCCUCCGACGAACUGGCUUUGAGAACUUAGAAUGCACAGUUCUAAAGACGAUGGCCUCACCUAUAAACUAAUCUUUUUUCUCUCUUCUCUGCCCCUCGAUUUCGGUGUGAUAUAAACAAAUUUGCGAAGGUUAAUGCUGUAACUGUCCCAUGUAUUUUUAAUCAGCCGAUUGCCGUUCGUGUAUCGUUAAUCAAUCGUCAAUUGAAUCAUUACUUUUUUCAUAUUGUAAUGAAAGUAAUCGCCUACCUUUUUUCGGUUAACUAUUUCGUUUUCCUCAUCUGUUUUGUGUUGUUGUUAUUUAACUAAGCUAUGACCCAAACCAUCUUAAUACUCAUGAUUUCAAGAAUUCCUGUUCUGUAUCCAUUCGUCAUUCCAUUCGUUAUAUACACUUCUUCAACGUAA
Molecule: messenger RNA, 6796 nt
Organism: Daphnia carinata
Lineage: Eukaryota; Metazoa; Arthropoda; Branchiopoda; Diplostraca; Daphniidae
Product: neurexin-1-like
Exons: 21
Coding region: 748-5679 (1643 amino acids)
Source: RefSeq, a predicted model, not a curated record